This is a messenger RNA of Nerophis lumbriciformis (worm pipefish), 831 nucleotides long. Its product is annotated as proteasome subunit beta type-9-like. Gene Ontology annotation, molecular function: threonine-type endopeptidase activity. Gene Ontology annotation, cellular component: cytoplasm; proteasome core complex. Lineage: Eukaryota; Metazoa; Chordata; Actinopteri; Syngnathiformes; Syngnathidae. The record is from RefSeq and is a predicted model, not a curated record.
GGCAGUGACUAGGAUGGUGGAAGUGGGGAUUGAACCUGGAGCCCUCAAGUUGCUGGCACGGCCGCUCUACCACCCGAGCUAUACCGCUGUUUUCACUGCUGGACUCUAGAAACCUCCAGGUUGUGUAACAGCUUCUUCCCUCAGGCCACAACAAUCAUUGCCAUUGAGUUUGAUGGCGGCGUCGUGCUGGGCUCGGACUCACGCGUGUCUGCAGGGGACGCAGUGGUGAACCCGGUGAUGAACAAGCUGUACCCUCUCCACCAAAAGAUCUACUGUGCUUUGUCGGGCUCGGCGGCGGACGCACAGGCCAUUGCUGAGCUGCUACGGCACCAGAUACGCCUUCACAGUGCAGAGAUCGGGGAGGAUCCCCGGGUCGGCGCCGCCGCCACCAUGGUGAAGAACUACUCGUAUCUCUACAGGGACGAGCUGUCGGCGCAUCUCAUCGUGGCAGGCUGGGACCGAAGAGACGGAGGGCAGGUGUUUUCCACCCUUAGCGGCGGCCUGGUACGACAGCCCUUUUUCGUGGGCGGCUCCGGCAGCUCGUACGUGUACGACUUUGUGGACGCAGAGUACCGAGAGGGUAUGGGCAGAGCCGCGUGCCAGAAGUUUGUGCUCAACACGCUCGCCCUCGCCAUGAACCGGGACGGCUCCAGCGGAGGCGUGGCCUAUUUGGUGACCAUCGACAAGCACGGCGCAAAGGAGAGUAUGGUUCUGGGAAAUAACUUGCCCGUCUUUUACAACGGGUGACCGAUGACCGCUUGGUUUGACUGCAGGCGUUUGUGGGCUCGCCUCAUCCUGUUGCGAAUAAUAAAAGCAUGUUUUAGAAUGCCA